AUAAAUAAUCAUAGACUAUGGAGACUGUACACAGCACCGAGUUUGAAGAUGAAAACAAGAUUGCAAAGCUUCAUGUUUAUUGAGUAGCAAGAAUAGAAGCUAUGGAAGAUUCGGCAAUUCUAAGAGUUACAACAUAUUUGGAAGAGCUGAGCAACGUAAGAUUUGACCACUUUCCCGGUUUAAUCCUACAAGGCCUCCAAGUCAUUCAUGUUGGAAAAGGAUUCGUACAGUGUAAACUGAUCAUAACGGACCGUGUUUUGGGAGAAGAUGGGACCUUUCACACUGGCGUGAUUGCAGCACUGAUGGAAUUAAUCGGAGCCACUGCGAUAUACUCAGACGGAGGAUCUCAUUCUCAUGCCUCUAUUGAUCUCAACUAUUCGCUAUAUUCAACGGCCAAGAAUAAAGAAGAAGUAAAGAUCGAAGCAAGAGUGGUAGGGAGGAAAGAAGAUCUAAAUUCAGCAGUGAUUGAGAUUCGGAGAGAAUACGAUGAAGAACUCAUAGCCAUGGGGAGGCUACGGAUGGUACAACUUAGCCUCAGUGACAAACACAAUGGUGUUCAUCAAGCUAGCAAGCUUUAAUGGCUCAGAUGAAAUCCAAUUUUUCACAUGUUGCAUAUGCUAUAAAAAUCGAAUUUUGUUUAGCAUCUUUGUUGUAUCACAUAACUCGGUUGAAAAUCAUCAUUUCUUACCCUCGAUAUGUAUUCAAUUAAUUACUAGA
Molecule: messenger RNA, 717 nt
Organism: Brassica oleracea var. oleracea
Lineage: Eukaryota; Viridiplantae; Streptophyta; Magnoliopsida; Brassicales; Brassicaceae
Product: acyl-coenzyme A thioesterase 13
Exons: 3
Coding region: 102-578 (158 amino acids)
Molecular function (GO): fatty acyl-CoA hydrolase activity
Source: RefSeq, a predicted model, not a curated record